Rotaria sp. Silwood2 is the source of this 354-nucleotide messenger RNA. NCBI's taxonomy places the organism in Eukaryota, Metazoa, Rotifera, Eurotatoria, Philodinida, Philodinidae. The record is from the annotation of a GenBank genome assembly.
AUGCCACACGAAGAACGUUUGAAACAUUAUAAAAAAUAUUUAUUUAAUUUGGCACAUUAUAAAGAAUUUAAAGAACUUCAAAAGCCUAUUCUUGUUGCAACAGAUUUAUUUAGAGUCGGUAUGGAUAUUGAAGGUGUUGACAUUGUAUUUAAUUAUGAUAUGCCUGAAGAUACUGAUACAUAUCUUCAUCGAGUUGCUUGUGCUGGUGGAUUUGAUGCAAAAGGUUUAGCAAUAAUAUUUGUUGCAAAUACAAAUGAUGAAGCAAUUCUUAAUGAAGUUCAAAAACGUUUUGAAAUACAAAUUACUGAAAUGCCCGAUGAAAUCGAUGUUUCUACAUACAUCGAAAAUCGUUAA